AUGUCGAAUCCAUUACUAGCUAAUCUUAACGCUUUCAAAAACAAGGUUAAAACAGCUCCUGUUUUGCCAUCAAGAAGACCAAAUUCAACUCCACCACCACCUUCACAAUCACAAUCAAGAAAACCAUUAAGUAGUUCAAGUUCGGGUAAUAAACGUUCUGCUUUAGAUUAUGAUGAUGAUGAUGAAUUUGAUGAUAAACCAAUUAAGAAUAAGAAACCUGCUUAUGAUACCUCGGGUUCUCAUUUAUCAACUAAAUUAUUAUUAGCUGUGGAAUAUAUUAAAGAAAGAGUUAAUCCUGUACCUAUUGAUACAUUAUUAUCUUAUUUAAGUUUAAACAAUGAUGAACAAAAAUCAAAAUUAUUAACUCUGGUUAAAAAUUUAGAUAAAAUUUAUUUUAAUCCUGAUGAUAAUACUUUAGAAUAUGUUUCAAUUCAUAAUAUUAAAGAUAAAAAUGAUUUAUUAAUUUUCCUUAGACAACAACCAACUUUUAAAGGUAUAUCUGUUAAAGAAUUAAAAGAUGGUUGGAAUGAAUGUAUUCAAAGUAUAAAUGAAUUAGAAGAAGAAGGUUCAAUUCUGGUUUUAAGAACUAAAAAGGAUAAUCAUCCAAGAUUAGUUUGGGCAAAUGUUGGUGGUGAAUUAGGUAUAGUUGAUGAAGAAUUUGUUAAAUUAUGGCUGAAUGUUAAAUUACCUGAUAGAUCUGAAUUACCUGGUUUAUUAAAUAAACGUGGUUUAAAACCUGCAAGUGUUGAUCCUGCAACUGUUAAAAAUACAAAUAAUGAACCACAAAAAAAAAGAAAACAAAGAAAGGGGAAGAUUACAAAUACUCAUAUGACUGGUAUAUUAAAAGACUAUAGUCAAGGAAGAUAA
Hansenula ciferrii is the source of this 867-nucleotide messenger RNA. RefSeq names its product transcription factor TFIIE subunit TFA2 (gene TFA2). The record is from RefSeq and is a predicted model, not a curated record. Gene Ontology annotation, cellular component: transcription factor TFIIE complex. The coding region runs from base 1 to 867 and encodes 288 amino acids. NCBI's taxonomy places the organism in Eukaryota, Fungi, Ascomycota, Saccharomycetes, Phaffomycetales, Wickerhamomycetaceae. Gene Ontology annotation, biological process: transcription initiation at RNA polymerase II promoter. The transcript has a single exon.